Procambarus clarkii (red swamp crayfish) is the source of this 531-nucleotide messenger RNA. The record is from RefSeq and is a predicted model, not a curated record. NCBI's taxonomy places the organism in Eukaryota, Metazoa, Arthropoda, Malacostraca, Decapoda, Cambaridae.
AUGCCACCGUUGUCAUCAUGCCACCGUUGUCAUCAUGCCACCGUUGUCAUCAUGACACCGUUGUCAUCCUGCCACCAUUGUCAUCAUGCCACCGUUGUCAUCAUGACACCGUUGUCAUCCUGCCACCGUUGUCAUCAUGCCACCGUUGUCAUCAUGCCACCGUUGUCAUCAUGCCACCGUUGUCAUCAUGCCACCGUUGUCAUCAUGCCACCGUUGUCAUCAUGCCACCGUUGUCAUCCUGCCACCGUUGUCAUCCUGCCACUGUUGUCAUCAUGCCACCGUUGUCAUCAUGACACCGUUGUCAUCAUGCCACCGUUGUCAUCCUGCCACCGUUGUCAUCCUGCCACCGUUGUCAUCAUGACACCGUUGUCAUCAUGCCACCGUUGUCAUCCUGCCACCGUUGUCAACCUGCCACCGUUAUCAUCCUGCCACUGUUGUCAUCAUGCCACCGUUGUCAUCAUGCCACCGUUGUCAUCAUGCCACCGUUGUCAUCCUGCCACCGUUGUCAUCCUGCCACCGUUGUCAUCAUGA